GCUUCGAAGGACAAGCAUCAAAAGCAGCAGCAGAGAGACAGCAAGCACAGCAAACAAGAUGAGGGCGAUCACGUGGGCGUUCGCAUGGGCGCUUCUGGCGGCGUGGGCGUGUCCUACGAGCCUCGCCUCCUCGCCCAUCAGGAUCUCCGCCUACCCCUACACGGGCUUCGGCAGGAGGCUCCCCGUGGACCCGUCGGAGAAGGAGAGGCCACGGCGGAAUGCGACCUUCGUGGUGCCCGACUCCCAAGUCGACAUCCCAGGAGACAACACAGAAGGAGACACCGAGGAAGGAACAACGUCAACAGAAGACGAAGAAACGGGGAGAGAAAGAGAGGAAGAGACGGAGAGCGAAGGAGAGGAAGAGGAGGAGAGAGAAGGACGAAAGGAUGACGUCCUCUCGGUGAAUAGGAUGGGGAUUCCCGCGAGAGUGAGCAGAAGGAAGCUCCCUCCACGACCGCGAGGACCAACGCCUCGUAUAGCCAGGCCUCAGGAGGAGACGACCCACCGCAACUUCCCUCGGCCGCCCUCCAUCCGCCCUCCUGCCAUUCCCGAGUCCGAUGGUUUCGGGCCGCCCUCGACGCCCCUGGGAUCAGCUAAGCCUCCUGCGCCGCCCGUAGGCCUUCCGCCCGCGACUCCCCCGCCCACUCUCGUUGGAACCACCUUCGGCCCGCCUGCGAUUCCCAUUCCCAUCAGCUCUCCUUCCCCUCCGCCGGGAGCCGACAGGACCCAGGUCACAGACAUCAAAUGCAUCGACACGGGCAGUGCGAGCUCGUUCAUGGCGCUCCUCAACCUCCCGGUGGGCUACAACGCCAUCCCCGUGUUCGAGGACCGCCCCACCGUGGACCCCACCAUCAACACGGCCUGCAGGAUGAUCCCGACGCAGAUCACGAACGACAUGUUCCAGCUGAUCGUGCGCGACCUCGAACGAUGUGGCGUGCAGCGCUGCCGUCAGCCCAAUGGCGAAACGUGGUUGUGUCUCAACCUGCCUUCGGAGGAGGACGAGAUCAUCCAGAUCAAGUGUCGGCCGCAGGACAAGAUGGCCCAAGACACGCAUGUGCUGACGGUAGCCACGGCAAUCAAGCAGCCGAGCGACCCCUCGGUGUUCCAGGGCGGCCAGCAGGAGUUCGUGUGCGAGAUCGGCCUCUUCAGGAAGCUCCGCGGCACCAACCUCUUCGCCGACCAGGUCACGUCGCAGGUGGAGCUCGAGCUGGGCGAGGAGGUGCAGCUGCGCUCCAUCGUGCGCGGCGGAGACGGCUGGCAGUACAGUCGCCUGACCACGAUCAUCAUCCAGAAGGUGGGCGCCCCGAGGGAGAGGUCGCUACUGAGCGCCGCCGACCUCGUCUUCGCCGACGGCUGCAGGAACCCCACGUACAGGCUGAUCGCGCGCGAGCACCCGAAGCGAGACCCGAGGAACCCGCUCAUCAACAACUUCACCUUCAGAGUCUUCAUGUUCCAAGACAUGGAGGUCGGAGACAACCUCAUGAUCACCGCCAACGUCAUCGGCUGCGUCGAUGCGGAGGAGUGUGCGGCGGUGAACUGCGAGGGCGAACCCGGUGAGGACACCCUGGGCUUCGGCAAGAGGAAGAAGCGAGAGGUGCGCCACUUCAGCUUCACCAAAGUCAUCCCUGCGUCAGAUAUCCUCGGCUCCUCGCCCCCCUACCCGCCCACGCCCUCCGUCGGCGCCCGAGUCCGGCGAGCCUCCCACGCCCACAAGCCGCACAAGAACACGACGUCCUGGGAGAGGAACCUGGCCAUCAAGGUCAGAAUUCCAGAAGCAGCGCCAGUUAGUCAGAAAUCCGUCGAGUCGGAGGAAUGUCGGCUGUACCUGUUCAUCACCCUGGGCGUCGCCGGCGUCUUCUGCAUCUCCUCCGUCGUGUUCGUCGUGUUCACUCUCCUCCGCGGGCGCUCGUCCUCCAAGAAGGUCGGCCAGCCCGUCCCCGUGGCGCCCGUGGCCAUGAGCUCGCCCUUGCCGCCCAAGUUCUCGUCCGCGGCCUCCACGUGCUCCUCGUCCCUGCCUUCGCUGAGGGAGUCCGAGGUGAGCGCCGUCGCCUCGCCCCUCAGGGACUUCCCCGUCCCCCCCACCGUCAGACAGCGGAAGCGCGACGUCAACGCCGAGCUCCUGAACGUGUUCGGCGGCGACCAGGCCUUCCCCUUCGCCUCGCAGUACCCGGGCAUGUUCAACUACUACGGCUACAUGGUGGUCCCGCGGAAGGCCUCGGAGAAGGCGGACAAGCGGUCCGUCCGCGCGCUCAAGAAGAGGCAGCGGAAGGAGCGGUCCGAGGCGACCUGUCAGUGCGCGUCGGCCCGCAGGGAGACCGACGACCGCGACACCGACAUCUCGACCGAAAACCACACGGCCAUCAUCCGGAUCUCGUCGUCGUCGUCGUCGGAUUCGGACGCAGUCCCGACGCCCUGCCUGAGUCAUCGUCCGAAACCGAUGCCGAGGAUGAAGAAAGAAAGCGAAUAUGAUAACAUUUACAGCGAAAUAUCAGUAGACGAAGAGCCGACCAUGGUCUGAGGGCCGCGGGGGCUGCGCCAUAGAACAAUUUGUACAUACACGUGGAGGCGGUCGCAGGGAUUACUCACUAGACACGCCCGCAAGGGUCGAGUCUGAUUCCCACGACGGCGUCUAGUGAGAGCUUAAGUCGAAUACUUUCCUCUGGGCUUUUGACGGAUGACCAAAAAUAGUCUAAUCCCCCUGUUCUCGGACAGCGAAGGGUUUCGGACGGAAACCUGGAGCGCCGCGCCUCCGGGACGCCGCGGGUGUCGCAGGGCGGCCGCUCCGCCGCUGCCCGUCGCAGGGGCCUGGGUCAGUUAUCUUUAGGAUUCCUAACAUGUUUAGUUUAAGCGUAUCAGCUCCUGCAGUGUGUUGUGCUGAGGUCGCUAAUUUCGUAAUGUGUUUGGCUGAAUUGUUUUGCACGUUAUAGCGAACGGACGAUGAAGCUUUUAUUACAUACAUGUAUGCAUACACACACACACACAUGUAUAUAUAUGUAUAUAUACGACUGUGUGUGUGUGUACAUACAUAAAUACAUCUAUGUAUGUAUUUAUGCAUGUGUGUUGUGUUGGUACUUCCAACAACUUAUAUUUUAUGUAAAUAUUUAAUCGUUUCAACAUUUCCCUUACCUUGGCACAUACCUGGAAUUCUUCAUCAAUUGUGCCAUUGCAGAAUCUCCAGAUUAACCCUUUUGAUUCGCUCUCUCAGUGGAAAUGAUCUUUCGACUUCAUUUUCAAGUCGAAAUAGACCAUUAUCAUUACCUUUUCUCUGUACGAUAACUUCCAAGUACGAUUAUAUCAGUAAAGCCUACGACAGCCAGAGCGGGUACCAGAUGUAGGAUGAUCUAUUAUUUCCCUUUAUGUACAAAGUGUGUUCGUGUUGACAUAUUGCUAAAUAUAUGUUAACCUUUUUUAAUUUAUUGUAGAUGUUUGUUUUCCGUAUAUAUAUUUUUUUCUUUCUACGUUUGUUACAUGUGUAUACUAUGAAAUAUUUUCUGUAAGGUUGUUAGUAAAUAAAUGUCU
Molecule: messenger RNA, 3519 nt
Organism: Penaeus vannamei (Pacific white shrimp)
Lineage: Eukaryota; Metazoa; Arthropoda; Malacostraca; Decapoda; Penaeidae
Source: RefSeq, a predicted model, not a curated record